Octopus sinensis (East Asian common octopus) is the source of this 1083-nucleotide messenger RNA. Its product is annotated as zinc finger BED domain-containing protein 1-like. Bases 1 to 1083 code for a protein of 360 amino acids. The record is from RefSeq and is a predicted model, not a curated record. The transcript is spliced from 2 exons. NCBI's taxonomy places the organism in Eukaryota, Metazoa, Mollusca, Cephalopoda, Octopoda, Octopodidae.
AUGACGGUGGAGAAGAAUCGAGUUAUGAAAUAUAGACCUAUAUCAGGUCGAUUACACGAACAUUUUGGAUUUAAAUUGUUGGCUGACGGUAAUGAAAGUUAUUUCGGAAUCACCGGCCAUUGGAUUGCUGGUGACUGGAAUUUAAUAAGUGUUAUUCUUGAAUGUGUGCAUGUUGCUGAACGUCACUAUUCUAACAAUGUUGCUGAGUUAUAUAAACAACUUGUAAAAGACUGGGAUAUAACAAAGAAGAUUCAGGCUCUAGUUACAGACAAUGCACGAAAUUUGGUUUCAGCUGUUAAUCAAACUGGUUUUGUUCAUAUUCCGUGUUUGGCUCACAGCCUGCAGUUGAGCAUAUUGCAUGGGUUUAAAGCCGCAGAUACAGAAACAUCCUUUGUUAAAUGUCAAAAAAUCAUAAGAUAUUUUAAACAUAGCUCUAUCCACACAACUGAAUUGCAGAAUUGUAGUGAUUCACUAUUUCGUAAGCUACAGCAAGAUGUUCUAACAAGAUGGAACAGUACUUUUCUAAUGCUAAAGAGAAGCAAUAACCAUCUACAUGUCAGACGAAGAGAAUAUAAAGGUCCAAAAUUGUUCGAUUCUGAUUGGGAAAAGAUUUCAAAAUACAUCAACGUCUUAGACUUAUUCUGUCAGGCUACGGUCCAGCUUGGCAGUGAAAAAUAUGCGUCGUGUAGCUGUGUAUUGCCACUAUUAUUGUCUUUGACAAAGCACAUGAUUGUAAAUGAUGAUGAUCCAGGUUAUAUAACAAGAUUCAAGGUUGCAUCUGUUAAUAACUUCAGCAAAUGUGUAGCUGACAUGAAAAGUAUUGAAAUAUUACAGAUUGCAAAAGCACUUGAUCCACGAUAUAAAAACUUGAAGUGUUUAUCAGAUGAUUCCCAAGAACAAACUUGGUUACUUAUUGGACAGCAAAUAGCAGUUGAUGUUAAUGAUGAUCGGUUGAAGACUAAUGCACAAGAUGAUACUGACAGUGUCAGUAAAACUAUAUGCGAACCGAAUGAAAAGCGUAUUAAGCUGAUGGAGUUUGACUCAGACUUAGAAGAGGAGGUCGAAAACGCUUCAGCGAUAUAA